AUGGGUAACCACCUGAGUGACAUGGCGCCCCCCGGCUCCUUCCUGCUUGGCUUCCAGUGCCUGCACGUGGUAGUGAUCGGGCUGGACUCUGCCGGCAAGACCUCUCUGCUCUAUCGGCUUAAGCUGAAGGAGUUUGUGGAAACCAUCCCCACUAAAGGCUUCAACGCAGAGAAAGUGAAGGUGCCGGUGGGCAGUUCGCGGGUCGUCACCUUCCACGUGUGGGACGUGGGCGGCCAGGAGAAGCUGCGACCUCUGUGGAAGUCCUACACGAGGCGCACCGACGGCCUGGUGUUUGUAGUGGAUGCUUCUGAAAUUGAGCGCAUGGAGGAGGCCAAGGUGGAGCUUCACAAAAUCAGCCGCAGCUCGGAGAACCAGGGCGUGCCUGUGCUGAUCCUAGCCAAUAAGCAGGACCUGGCUACGGCACUACCAGUGAGUCAGGUAGAGAAACUGUUGGGAGUGCAGGAACUGAGCGCCGGAACUCUACGCCACGUGCACAGCUGCAGUGCCGUGGAUGGCCACGGUGUGCAGCAAGGCCUGGAGAAACUCUAUGACAUGAUCAUCAGGAGGAAGAAGAUGGUCAAACACAGCCGGGGCAGGAGGAAAUGA
Nerophis lumbriciformis (worm pipefish) is the source of this 606-nucleotide messenger RNA. The record is from RefSeq and is a predicted model, not a curated record. Lineage: Eukaryota; Metazoa; Chordata; Actinopteri; Syngnathiformes; Syngnathidae.